UCGAGCUCAUAAAUGAAUAAACGUGGUUUGCGACGUCUGGUGUGAGCAAGAACAACAAGACUUGCUUAUGUAGUCAUGUCGAACAACACUCGAAGUUUUCUCGAAAGCUCUUGUGAUAUCGGUCCAUGCGAUUCGACACAGACUAGUUCAAUUGCAGAUCAGCUAAGAGCAGUCUGUAUGGUAGACUAUAGGAAUUGCAGUGUUCUACGAUGCAUGUCAUGCAACACAGUGCUUGGAGACUCUCUCGGCAUCUGUGGGGAAGUCCAGAGCCUCAAGAGUAUCAUUUGUUUGAAAGUUACUGAGGAUGUGAGGGUAAACAAAAAGCUGGAGAUGAGUUUGAAUGGUCCUCUGGCUUUCUCCACCCACCAAGUCCUUCACUGUGCUGGUUGCCAUGGUGCCGUUGGCCUGGUUCUUCACUCCACCCCAGAGCACCUGUCUGCUUUACAAAACCUCUUCCUUUUACGAAAAGAGCUGAUAAACUGCUACAUGCUAAGAAGUGGUGCAUGUGUUAAAGCCUCCAAAAUCAACUUCAAACACCGACUCAUGGACAAAAAUAUUCAAGAGCUGAAGCAGUAUUUAGAAGCUCAGCUGAAGCAGGUGAAGAUUCUGGAAGGAAUGAUGGAAAAAUUGUGCACACACGAUGUAAACUAAAUAAAUGCCAGGCAUGGAAUAUGUAGUUUUAUUAUAACUGCUGAAAUAAAGUGUAUAUAUAUUUUUUUGUAUUAUGUACUGAAUACUAACUAGACUGUUUGUUUAUUAAGUAUUGGUUAUUUCUUUAUUUACAUUAUGUGCAGAGAAAGGAAUAGUAUAAAAGUAUAUAUUGUGUUAUUAAAGAAAAAUGACUAAUCUAAUCUCUUACACUACAAGACGAAAUAUAACACUGAAGAAAGAAAACACAACACAUGUUUAUGAUUGGCACCAUGCUGCUUUUUUUAUUGCUAAAAUUUAAUAUUUUUUGUACAAAAUCAUGCGGGGUGCAUCUGUAGUGCAUAGAUCAGACUAAGCAUAGAGUUUCACAUUCAGAGGCAAAAUCAGCAAUGCAUAUCAGGUCAUCAAAGCAUAUAAACUCACAAUUGUUAGUUUUGCUAAAACGCACUGUAUCUUGCCUCUCGAAUCACAGACUUGUUACAUUUUCAUACAAUACUCAAAUCCAAAAAAGUAACUUGUUUUAAUGAAUACAUCUGUGAAUAAUUUACAGCAGCAAUAAACCUUUGGGAUUUCAUGCAUUUGAAAA
This is a messenger RNA of Sinocyclocheilus grahami, 1234 nucleotides long. Its product is annotated as protein Mis18-beta-like. Gene Ontology annotation, biological process: CENP-A containing chromatin assembly; chromosome segregation. The transcript has 5 exons. NCBI's taxonomy places the organism in Eukaryota, Metazoa, Chordata, Actinopteri, Cypriniformes, Cyprinidae. Gene Ontology annotation, molecular function: electron transfer activity; heme binding. The record is from RefSeq and is a predicted model, not a curated record. Bases 76 to 651 code for a protein of 191 amino acids. Gene Ontology annotation, cellular component: nucleus; chromosome, centromeric region; chromatin.